Molecule: messenger RNA, 545 nt
Organism: Mercurialis annua (annual mercury)
Lineage: Eukaryota; Viridiplantae; Streptophyta; Magnoliopsida; Malpighiales; Euphorbiaceae
Product: protein CHROMATIN REMODELING 24-like
Exons: 6
Coding region: 1-501 (166 amino acids)
Molecular function (GO): DNA translocase activity
Source: RefSeq, a predicted model, not a curated record
AUGGUCAAAGAAGUGCUUUUGAAGAAGCCAUGGGGUUCGUCUUUGGUUUUGCAGGAAUCUUUAGAAUCACAUGGCUAUAAGUUCUUACGCAUCGAUGGCACCACUAAAGCUAACGACAGAGUGAAGAUUGUUGAUGUUAAGAUUUUCAAGAAGAUCAUCUGUGUUUGCAGCAUUGAUAAUCAAAAUGUUGAUCGUGCGCAUCGAAUUGGCCAACGGAAAGAUGUCAUUGUCUAUAGAUUAAUAACGUGUGGAACAGUAGAAGAAAAGAUAUAUAGAAAGCAGAUAUACAAAGGAGGGUUGUUUAAAAUUGCUACUGAGGACAAGGAGCAGAUUCGGUACUUCAGUAGGCGGGACCUUGAGGAAUUAUUCAACCCUCCAAAGCAAGGAUUUGAUAUUUCGCUCACUCAACAACAAUUAAAUAAGGAGCACAACCACCAGCUCAAGAUGACAUCAAUUUAUAAUAUUUUCAUGUUCUAUUUAUCAUUAUUAAUUAUUCUUUAGUAACUAUUACUGUAUAAAUUGUGUUCAAACAUGAAGAUUAAAUA